This is a messenger RNA of Didymodactylos carnosus, 2007 nucleotides long. The record is from the annotation of a GenBank genome assembly. Lineage: Eukaryota; Metazoa; Rotifera; Eurotatoria; Philodinida; Philodinidae.
UGAGCUCUCUACGAUGUUUUUGGUCGAACUAUAUCAAAUUUACGAACAGCUCAAAAUAGGACUUUUUCAAGUCAUUCCCCCCCAAUAGACACUCCAGUGACCAUUCUGUGUCAUACCAUCUCUUAUCUACCUGACUUUUCUGAAUUGACAAUGCAGGCUCCUACUACGAUUCGCUCUCGAUCCUACCCGGGAUCCUGACCAAAAUAAAAGAAAGGAUUCGCUCAGGAUAUUAUCAGGUUUUAGUCGAGACCUCUUCGUAUCCUGAUACAAGGAUUCUGUCAAGAGUUAUAGUUAUAUCAGCGGAGGAUCUUACCAGGAAGAUAACAGGAUCAGUCACAAUGAUAAACUGAUAAAUCCUGCUAAGCUUUGCUCUGGAUCUUUUUCCAAUUCCUAUUUAUUCUUGUUAUGAGAAUCUUUCCUGUACUUUUCCAGGAUCCUGCGCGGAACUCUUCAGGCAUAAACAUUUCGGAUCCUUACACAAUAAUAACAGCCAUCAUCAGGAUCUUGAUGAGGAAAUACAAGGAUCUACUUAAGAUCUUUGCAUCUUUUCAUGUGCUUAUCUAGGAAUGGAUCUUUUGUCGGACGAUCGUCAUUGCGGACGGGGUGGGAGGAGCUUCAGAAAAAUCAGGUUUCUAGGGCGUUUAGAAGAAUUGUUCAAAAUCCUCCAGAAACCGUUAAACAUUCAACUUUUUUGGAGCCAGGUAAUGAAUGAAUUCUCAAAACCACUUCAGAAAACACUUCUUCUCUUCGGGCUGAAGAGAGGUUUAGUGCAAGAGUCAGAGAUAUUUACCAGUAAUUUAGAUAUAAAUAGCUACUAAGCAAACGAAAGAGGCGUUCCAAAAUUUAUCUGUCUAUCCUUUUUGUAAUUUUUUGCUGCCGUGCUACUCCACUAUGGCACUAAAGUGUUCGUUUCCUGCUUGCUUUCAAUUUUUAAUACUUCUGUUGGUUAUUAAUACGAAAGUUAGAAUCCAAAACAUGAAGUAAUCCUUUAAAUUGUUUCAAUGUUAUCCUUAGGCUCAAUAUGCGAAAGUCUGAUAUUGUGGUUUCAUCUAGAUGUAUGUUCGAUGAGUUGGAUAUUAUAUCAUACCUGUAAUGCCAACUUGAUCGAUUUUCUAAUCGAUCCAUCGAUCUAUGUUUCGACCAAAUCUGUAGAUACAACUAUUGAAGACUCUGUUCAUAUGGCAAAUAGUCCACCAGAUAAUGCAUAGACUUCCACUCACUGAAUCUAGAUGCCUGAGAGAAAGCCACAUUUCACUCAUGAAGACGAUGGGUACUAGAUUACGUGUUGGCACAUGUAUCUCACCGGUGAUCAAGAUAAGUACUGAUUUUUAACAGUUUUUAAAACUGUUCAUUUGAAAACGCUACAAGUUACUACAAGGAAAACGAAAAAUCAUCUGAAUGAAGGAGUCAGCUUGAGGAUCUUUUAGGAAACUUCUUUGUUAGACAAUCUUCACAUAAUGCUUAGUUUCGAAAUCCUGUUUAAUUGCAUAGUUGUAAAGGAUUUGUGUACAAGUAUUUUUUCGACUUUUUGCGAGACUCUUUAUCAACAAUACACAUGAACAAUCUAAUUAUAUAACUAAUAUUUAUGUUUCAGAUCAUUGUUUUCGUAUUGAAAUGGCAAUGGCACAAACGAGUUAUCCUGAUAUGAAUACUGAUUUGAAUAAGAAUAAUGCCUCAUCACAAACAACAGACUCGUAUCAACUACCAGUGAUUAUUAGUCCAGAUAACUUUUUAGAAGCAUGUCAGUCAAUCAUUGAUCAGAUUCAGUUUGAUGAUCCAACAUAUUGUGUCGGUGGACGAAUGCCUGUGGUAGGGGAACAAAACAUCACAUUAAACAAUGUUGGAGAUAUUUCGUUACCAUUAACAGAUGAAGAUGCACAAUCAAUAAUUAAACAAUCUAAACCACUGAAAAUAAUUGAAAAUCCAUUGUACAGUGAACUGAGGACAUUAAUUAUCAAAAGAGAAUUUGAUUUUCUACAAGAUAAAUUAUUUUUUAAUUUGAGAUAA